Molecule: messenger RNA, 892 nt
Organism: Drosophila suzukii
Lineage: Eukaryota; Metazoa; Arthropoda; Insecta; Diptera; Drosophilidae
Product: protamine-like protein 99C
Biological process (GO): spermatogenesis; sperm DNA condensation
Source: RefSeq, a predicted model, not a curated record
UGGGAGAACAGCUUCUCAAUCAGAAUCAGUACUCGCAUUCAUUAUUCAGUAUCGACAGUAUCGUAUUAGAGCAAAAUUGUAGUUUUAAACAAAAAUAAACUAUGGACGGAACAAAGCGUAGAAAGGCACUUCAAAAACCAAUUUACAAUUUCCAAAAAAGAGCGCGCAUCACAAACAAUGGCUACCUAAACUUCUUAAUGGAGUACAAAAAGACGUUCUGCGGAGUUUCCCCAAAUGACAUGGUACGUUUCGGAGCCAAGCAGUGGAAUCAGUUGACCCUCAAGGAAAAGGAUUUCUUUAAAAAUAUGGGUGCAAAAAGUGCACCUCAGGAGUUUGAGAAUCAGUCCUAUGGGGAAAACCCCGGCAAAUCUGAGCGGGAGAAACGCAGUCCAGUUCGCUCUCCUUUUGCCAGUGAGAGGGAUUCCAGGAACCAGAAGGAAAGGAAGCCAUCCAAAUCAAUCAAGAAGAAUCCCAGUCCUGUGCCAAAGACUCUUGACACAAAUCGCUUGGGCUCCGCCGUAGCCUAUAUUCAUUUCAUUCGCAAGUUUCAGAGGAAGAACAAAGAUUUGGCGGCAGAUGAUCUAUUGAAAAAGGCAACUCGUUUUUGGUGCCGUCUGCGUGGAAGCCAGCGCGAACAAUUUGAGAAGCCACUUUGGAUUGUGAGAACUGGAUAAGAGACACUUAAAUUUGAGCCAUAUUAAUAUGUCAAAAUUUGAAGCGCAAAAUAUUUAAGACAUGAUGUUUUGUAAGCCUAAUUUUAGUUAUCUGUUAUCUUUUAUCUGAUCAACCGGCUGCAAAAACGGUUUACAUAUAAAUCCCAAGCCCGAAGUCCGAAACCCUUGCAGCUUAAGCCAUGUAAAGCACUUCAAUUCGAGCCAAAAACGGCAUUUUU